Molecule: messenger RNA, 1335 nt
Organism: Orycteropus afer afer
Lineage: Eukaryota; Metazoa; Chordata; Mammalia; Tubulidentata; Orycteropodidae
Source: RefSeq, a predicted model, not a curated record
AUGAACGGCUACGGCUCCCCCUACCUGUACAUGGGCGGCCCGGUGGCGCAGCCGCCGCGGGCGCCCCUGCAGCGCACGCCUAAGUGCGCGCGCUGCCGCAACCACGGAGUGCUGUCCUGGCUCAAGGGCCACAAGCGCUACUGCCGCUUCAAGGACUGCACCUGCGAGAAGUGCAUCCUCAUCAUAGAGCGGCAGCGGGUCAUGGCGGCGCAGGUGGCGCUGCGCCGACAGCAGGCCAACGAAAGCCUGGAGAGCCUCAUCCCCGACUCGCUGCGCGCUCUUCCCGGGCCCCCGCCGGCCGCGGCCGCCGCGCUGCGCUGGGCCGCGGAGCCCCAGCCCCGGGCACUGCAGGCGCCGCUCGCCAAGCCAGAUAUGUCUGAAGAACCCCUCGCCGAUGGCACCACAGCUGACGGUGCAGAGGCCUUCAGCGACAAGGAUGCAGAGCAGCGCAGCUCCCCGGACAUGGCCACGAGCAAGGGCUCCUUGGCCCCUGAGAGUCCUGAGAUCGUGUCCGUGGAUGAAGGCGGCUAUGCUGUUCAGAAGAAUGGAGGGUCCUCUGAGAGCCGCCCUGGCAGCCCCAAGUACCAUGCGGAACAGAACCACCUCCUGAUUGAGGGCCCCUCUGGGACCGUGUCUCUGCCCUUCAGCUUGAAAGCCAACAGGCCCCCGUUGGAAGUGUUAAAAAAGAUCUUCCCCAACCAGAAGCCAACGGUCCUGGAGCUGAUCCUGAAGGGCUGCGGUGGGGACCUGGUGAGUGCUGUCGAGGUCCUUCUGUCUAGCCGGUCCUCUGUCACUGGGGCCGACCGAACUUCUGCAGAACCUGAGAGUCUGGUUCUGCCACCCAACGGGCACAUCUUUGAACAUACCCUGAGUUCCUACCCCAUCUCCUCUUCGAAAUGGUCUGUGGGGUCGGCCUUCAGGGUUCCAGACACGUUGCGCUUUUCUGCCGACUCUAGUAAUGUUGUGCCCAACCCCUUGGCCGUCCCCCUGCAGCACCCCUUCCCCCAGCCGCCCCGCUACCCUCUGAUGCUGAGGAAUACGUUGGCGCGAAACCAGUCGAGCCCCUUCUUGCCCAAUGAUGUCACGCUGUGGAACACCAUGACUCUGCAGCAGCAGUACCAGCUGAGGCCCCAGUAUGUCAGCCCUUUCUCCAGUAACUCUUCCAGCAUCUUCCGGAGCUCUCCUGUCCUCCCCAGCCGUGCUGCCGAAGACCCUAGGAUCUCCAUUCCUGAGGACGGGUGCCCGAUUGUGUCAAAGCAGGCCAUUUACACUGAGGAUGAGUACGAUGAGCGGUCCGACUCCUCAGACUCUAGAAUACUCAACACAUCGUCUUAA